GGGCGCCCGCGGUGGGCGAGCUCCCAGCCGUUUCCUAGGAGACGAAACACACACGACGCCGAGCUUCGCUGGGGAGCUGGCAAGCGUGUUCAUAAGAAGGGAGUGGUGUUCCUUUGCUGGACUCUGGCUGCCGCGUGUCAUGAGCCUGCACAGCUCGAGGACGGGCCUGUACUUAAUGAUGACAGACCUGUCACCAGUAUAGCAGCAGCACAGCAGGGGCAAAGGCAAGCAAACGAAGGAGUGUGUGCGUUCCUGGCCCAGAAGGAAGGUGGCCCUCUUCUGCCAUGAACCGCUACACCACCAUGCGGCAGCUGGGCGACGGCACCUAUGGGAGCGUGCUGAUGGGCAAAAGCAAUGAGUCGGGAGAGCUGGUGGCCAUCAAGAGGAUGAAGAGAAAGUUCUAUUCUUGGGAUGAAUGCAUGAACUUGAGAGAAGUUAAGUCUCUGAAGAAACUUAAUCAUGUCAACGUGAUUAAACUGAAAGAAGUUAUCAGAGAAAAUAACCAUCUUUAUUUUAUAUUUGAGUAUAUGAAAGAAAAUCUCUAUCAGUUAAUGAAAGACAGAAACAAACUGUUCCCGGAGUCAGUUAUCAGAAACAUUAUGUAUCAAAUACUUCAAGGGCUGGCGUUCAUCCACAAGCACGGCUUUUUUCACAGGGACAUGAAACCAGAAAACUUGCUUUGUAUGGGUCCUGAGCUUGUGAAAAUUGCAGAUUUUGGACUUGCAAGAGAAUUAAGGUCACAGCCACCAUAUACUGAUUAUGUAUCUACCAGGUGGUAUCGCGCUCCUGAAGUUCUGUUAAGGUCCUCAGUGUACAGCUCUCCCAUUGACGUGUGGGCCGUGGGAAGUAUAAUGGCCGAGCUGUAUACCCUGCGGCCGCUGUUCCCAGGCACGAGCGAGGUUGAUGAAAUCUUUAAAAUCUGCCAAGUUUUAGGGACUCCCAAGAAAAGUGACUGGCCAGAAGGCUACCAGCUUGCGUCUUCCAUGAAUUUCCGGUUUCCCCAGUGUGUUCCCAUCAAUUUAAAAACUCUUAUUCCCAACGCCAGUAGUGAAGCUAUUCACCUGAUGACUGAAAUGCUGAACUGGGAUCCGAAGAAACGACCCACAGCAAGCCAGGCGCUGAAACACCCGUAUUUCCAAGUUGGUCAGGUGCUAGGACCUUCCUUGAAUCAUCUGGAAUCCAAACAGUCUUUAAAUAAGCAACUGCAGCCAGUAGAAUCAAAGCCAUCUUCAGCUGAACUAGAACCUAGGACGCUGCUGCCAGAUGUCAUCGACCAGACUGUCGGGCCAUCCCUCCCGAAACACAGCCACCAGCCUCUGCAGUCCAUCCAGCUGGUGCAGAAUGUGGGCACCCCGCCGGCCCCAAAGCAGCAGGCUCAGCAGAAACCCCCGCACACCCUGUUUCCGAGCAUCGUCAAAAACGUGCCUGCUAAGCCGGUCGGCGCCGUGGGCCAUAAAACUGGGAGGCGACGCUGGGGUCAGACUGUCUUCAAGUCUGGAGACGGCUGGGAAGAGUUUGAGGACGGGGACUUCGGAGCCUCCCACUCCAAGAAGCCAAGCAUUGGUGUUUUCAAAGAAAAGAGGAAAAAAGAGCCUCCAUUUCGGCUUCCGGAGUCAGGGCUCCUAGGCGCCCACCAGCCUGCCAGGGAAAACAAGAGCAUGCCUGCUGCUGUCUCGCUCAAGUCGGACUCGGAGUUGUCGGCCGCGUCGGCAUCGAAGCAGUACUACCUGAAGCAGGCACGGUACCUCCCAGGUGUAAAUCCCAAGCAUGUGUCCCUCAGAGCCAGCGGGAAGGACAUCAACUCGUAUGCUUGGAAUAACCAGCUAUUUCCUAAGUCCCUGGGACCUGUGGGUGCAGAAGGUGCUUUCAAAAGGAAUAACGCAGAGGAAAGCAUAAUAAAACCAAUUGAAAAACUAUCAUGCAAUGAAAGUUUUCCUGAGCCGUUAGAGGCCCUUCCAGGAAAUCUUGGAAGUUACACUACUUACAACCAGUCAGGAUAUAUCCCUUCCUUUCUCAAAAAAGAAGUUGGGUCAGCCGGCCAGAGGAUCCACUUGGCGCCCCUCGGGGGGACUUCAGAAUUCACCUGGAGCACGAAGCCCGGUCAGGGACAGUUCGCAGGAGCCACAUACAGCCCCAGCACCAAAACCCUUCCCGUCGUGACGGGUGCCCAGCCGGUGUCCUCAGUGCCUGGGAGGACUGACUGGGCGGCCAAGUAUGGAGGCCACCGCUAGGCCAGGACCUCACCAGGACAACAGAGGCCUCUGCGGAGAGGAGCUCGGCCCUGGCCAGGCGGCCUCCACGCUCCACGCCACUGAUCUCGGGGAAACAGCGCAGCAGCGGGCACCUGGCCGAGCACAGAGCACCUCCUAUUUUCUUUCUUCCCUAGAAAUGAAACGUGUUCUCCUAGCACCGUGGCCCACAGUGCUGAGACACGAGUAGGACUUCACAAAGUAUUGAAUAAACUAUUUGCCAAAGUAUCAAGUAUUUGAUCGACCACGUAACAGGUACAAAGUACAAUAAGAAGCUUUAUUUAAAAGCCUCCAGAAAGUGUCGAGAAUGUUUGUUUUCGUUUGUUACAUCCUG
Molecule: messenger RNA, 2583 nt
Organism: Octodon degus (degu)
Lineage: Eukaryota; Metazoa; Chordata; Mammalia; Rodentia; Octodontidae
Gene: Mak
Product: male germ cell associated kinase
Exons: 15
Coding region: 285-2231 (648 amino acids)
Biological process (GO): intraciliary transport; cilium assembly; intracellular signal transduction
Cellular component (GO): cilium; cytoplasm; nucleus
Molecular function (GO): protein serine/threonine kinase activity; ATP binding
Source: RefSeq, a predicted model, not a curated record